Molecule: messenger RNA, 2083 nt
Organism: Oncorhynchus tshawytscha (Chinook salmon)
Lineage: Eukaryota; Metazoa; Chordata; Actinopteri; Salmoniformes; Salmonidae
Gene: zmat4a
Product: zinc finger, matrin-type 4a
Exons: 7
Coding region: 142-924 (260 amino acids)
Cellular component (GO): nucleus
Molecular function (GO): zinc ion binding; nucleic acid binding
Source: RefSeq, a predicted model, not a curated record
UGCUGGCUGGACUACUACUGCCAAACGACCAAUGAGGAAGAAGCGGGGCGGAGAACAGUCGACGGUUGUACUACGGCAUAGUACUGCAAACAGCUGUGGAAGCGUCUUCUGCUUUGUACACACGUUUCGCUGAUCUGGUCAAUGGAUUACACAGUUUCCCUACAAGUGCAACAUCAAUUGACGGUGUUCCCGACACACUUGUACCAGGGUUACAGUUUGGAGUUACAGAUGAAGUCUACAGAAGUGGACCAAGGGCUUUUCACAGACACCUACUGUAAAGUGUGCAGCGCUCAGCUCAUCUCCGAGUCCCAGAGGGUUGCCCACUAUGAGAGUCGGAAACAUGCCAAUAAAGUGCGGCUGUAUUACAUGCUACAUCCCGUGGAUGGAGGCUGCCCAGCAAAGAAACUCAGAACAGACAAUGGCAGUGAGGAGGGAGACGUGGACAAGAACAAGUGUUGCACACUGUGUAACAUGUCCUUCACCUCAGCAGUGGUGGCACAGUCACAUUACCAAGGCAAAAUCCACGCCAAGAGACUAAAGCUGCUGCUGGGGGAGCAGCCUGCCAUCACAGCAAAAGAGGCUCCACCCAGUCCCGUGAAAAGCUCCCCAGAAACGACCCCAUUGACCUCUCCUCGGCAGCGCAGGGACUCAGACCGUUACUGCCAGCUAUGCAACGCCUGGUUCAACAACCCGGGCAUGGCACAGCAGCACUAUGACGGCAAGAAGCACAAGAAAAACGCAGCUCGUGCCGACCUCCUGGAACAGCUGGGCAAGACCCUGGACAUGGGAGAGAUGAAAGGUCUGAAACGUAGCUAUACCUGUGAAGUCUGCAGUGUCACACUCAACUCUGUGGCACAGUACCAUGCACAUCUGCAGGGCUCAAAGCACCAAAACAACCUGAAGAAUCAGAUAUGUGUCCAGUGAAUCUUGAAGAACAAAACAAACCAUUUGAUUGAUGUCAGACAAGCUGUGUUCAGCUUGCCCCAAUAUUUCUGCCUCUGCCCUGCUUUCUCUCUCUACCACACACACACACACACACACACACACACACACACACACACACACACACACACACACACUCUAUCUUUGUCUCUCUCCGUUGCCCUGCUAGCAUACAAUAGGAGAGCAAGUUUUUUUUUUAAAUGCUUCAGCUCCACAGCAUCUGUCUCACCUGUCAACUUAAGGCUUCUGCAGAACUCUUGUCAUUUUGGCCAUGUGAUAAUCAACAUUCCACAGAUUCUGCAUUUCACACCAACAGAUUCUCAGUACUUUUAAAGACGAUGGUCGACGAGAAUAAAUGUGGAUCCAGCAAAGGGACAGUCCCCUCAAUGCAUGAAAGAAAUGAACGACCUGCAACUUCAUGCUAACUAUGCUUUUGCUUUAGUUGUAAGUGGUUAGAGAGAGGAAGACUCUCAAUGGCAUUUUGGCUUGAGUAAUAAAGUGUUUUUUGUAAUUUAUUUACCUGAAAUAGAAUAUGUAUAAGAGAACUGAUAUAUAAGUAGUGUAUUGUUUUUUAAAUCUUAUUUAUGAGUAAUUUAUUUUAUUUUUAAAAUGUAUUUUGCCCUCAGACUGUUUUUUCCCUUUAGAAUAAUGUAUAAUAAUAUAAUAAUGUGUGGGUCUAUGCUAUAUAUUCCCAUCUAAUCUCACAGUAACAUAAUAUCCUUGGUGGACAAGUUGGCAAUAAUAAUGACAAUGUCAUUGAACAUAAUGGCAUGGUGCACAAGUUGCUUUAUAUAUAAUACAGUAAAAGGUUUUCAUAAUGUUUACAAUUUGAAUCUGAACUGAUUUAUCUGCAGCUCUAGUAGUCCUAAAUAGGGGAUCUACAGGUAACUGCCAAAAUAAAGGAAACACAAUAAGGUAUAUUGAAAGCAGGUGUAUUGAAAGCAGAUGCUUCCAAACAGAUGUGGUUCAUUGGUUAAUUAAGCAAUUAAAAUCCCGUCAUGCUUAGGGUCAUAAUAUAAAAUGCCUAGUUGCCCAUUAUUUUGGACUAAUUAACCCAGGAACCACAGUGACUUUGAAAGAGGGGUCUCAAAGGAGCAUAGGGGGUUUAAAGGUGUGUGUGUGUGUGCGUGUGUCAGUCACC